CUGACGGCGACUUAAUAUUCUCUGCAUUCCACUCAUAAACUGAAACAUGUCGUCUGGGGCGCUUUUCCCGAGUUUGGUAUCGGGGUCUCGAGGCUCAUCCAGCAAAUACUUGGUGGAGUUCCGCGCCGGAAAGAUGACACUUAAAGGCAGCACUGUGACACCAGACAAGCGCAAGGGUCAAGUCUACAUCCAGCAGACUGAUGACUCCCUCAUCCAUUUCUGCUGGAAGGACAGAACGACUGGGAAUGUGGAGGAUGAUCUUAUCAUAUUCCCAGAAGAUUGUGAGUUCAAGAGAGUAAACCAGUGCACUACAGGUCGCGUAUAUGUGCUCAAAUUCAAAGCUGGUUCCAAAAGACUAUUCUUCUGGAUGCAGGAACCCAAGACCGAUAAAGAUGAAGAGCAUUGUCGGAAAGUGAAUGAGUACCUCAACAACCCACCCAUACCUGGUGCCCUAGGGAGUGGAGGAAGUGGUGGACAUGAACUCUCUGCUCUCGGAGGUGAGGGUGGCUUGCAAAACCUCCUGGGAAAUAUGAGUCAUAACCAACUCAUGCAGCUGAUUGGACCCACUGGACUUGGGGGACUGGGAGGUCUGGGGGCAUUGGCAGGACCAGGUCUAGCCAGUCUCCUGGGAAGUGGAGCCCCAGCCUCUAGCUCCUCCUCCAGUUCUCGGAGCCAGUCCACUGCUGUUACUCCCUCAUCCACCUCUGCUGCCACACGGCUCGGCUCCUCUCAGGUUCCAACCACACCCACAACCCCUUCUAUUCCUACAGCAACUUCACCCACAGUCACGCCCACAACACCUGCAGGUCCCGUCCUCUCUACUGGAACCACCAGCCCCACCCAGCCUAUCCAGCUGAGUGAUCUACAGAGUAUCCUAGCCAAUAUGAACGUGCCUGCAGCAGGCCAGGGAGGUAACCAAGUUGAUCUGGCCAGUGUUUUAACACCAGAAGUCAUGGCGCCAAUUCUUGCCAAUGCGGAGGUCCAGCAGAGGCUACUUCCGUACCUCCCGUCUGGAGAAUCCCUAUUACAAAGUACUGAUGAACUCCAUAAUACACUCAGCUCACCACAGUUUCAACAGGCUAUGAGCAUGUUUAGCAGUGCUCUGGCGUCUGGGCAGCUAGGCCCGCUAAUGAAUCAGUUCGGCUUGCCAACAGAGGCUGUGGAUGCUGCCAAUAAAGGAGAUGUUGAAGCAUUUGCUAAGGCAAUGGAGAAUGAAGGCAAAUCAGAGCAAGAGGGUGAACCAGAAGACAAGAAAGAUGAUGAGGAGGACAUGAGUCUGGAUUAGACUCCCAUCCUGUGCUGUGCUUCUACUUCCCUUUGUAAUGGUAGUUUAGGGCUUCCAGAUUGGUCACCAUGUCAACAUGUCAUGUUGGUUAAUCCCUAGUAUUUCUCUUUACACUUGUUCAGUGCUUGUUUCAAGUAAGUGGUCUUACAAUUGUAUGUCAAACAAACUUUGGUGGUCACUUAGUGAGAACUACAAUGUAUGGUAGUCAGUGAGCAGUAAUGUUUGAAUGUGCUCAGUGUUUGCAAGUUAACAUUUUUCUAGUAAGAAUGAAUAAACAACUGACAUCUGUUACA
Messenger RNA from Chanos chanos (milkfish), 1578 nucleotides. RefSeq names its product proteasomal ubiquitin receptor ADRM1. Bases 47 to 1285 code for a protein of 412 amino acids. The record is from RefSeq and is a predicted model, not a curated record. The transcript has 11 exons. Lineage: Eukaryota; Metazoa; Chordata; Actinopteri; Gonorynchiformes; Chanidae. Gene Ontology annotation, molecular function: endopeptidase activator activity; proteasome binding. Gene Ontology annotation, cellular component: cytoplasm; proteasome regulatory particle, lid subcomplex; nucleus.